AUGUGGACAGAAUUUGAAAAGAUGAGUAUGACUAACGCUGAAGAUUGUGCACAAAUAGAUCAUAUAAUGGAUCAAAUCGAAGCAACUCUGACAAAAACACACAUUCAGAGUGUCAAUCAUCGAAAAAUGACAAACGAUAUUCUUGUUUCUGAUGAAAUUCCAGCAUUAACUACAAUUUAUCAUAAUACAGGCAAGGAAUCUCAUCAGCGUAAUCUGGAAAAUUUUCUAAUCAUCUGGCUAAAUCCUAAUAUUCAUAGCAUUGAAGACGAUAAACUUACCUCAUUAAAAAAUCAAAUCAAUGUUUUAAGUUUAAUUGAACCUCUAGUAUAUGAUGAUUAUAAUCGUCGAAUGGAAUCAUUGUUUGCAGCCGCACUAUAUCAUCUUGAACGUCUUUUAUCAACAGAUGUAUGGGAACAGAGAUAUCAUACAAGUAAUUGGAUGCUGGAAAUAUGUACUUUCAAUGUUGAAGAAUGGAAAUUAAUCGAUACAAUCUGGCGUGAAGAGUCUCAAAUCGAUAUGCGAUUUUCUGUGACAACCUAUAUUUUGAUGGGAAUAGCUGUAAGAGAUUGGAGCAAACCAGAGGAGGAAAGUGGUCAUUGGCGAUUUGAGUUACGUGAUAUAGCAUCAAUAGGUAAAGUCAGACGAAUGAUUCAAUUAGAUGACGGAAUGAAAUCGCCAUGUAUAGUAUCACUUUCAAAUGCAGAUUGGUUAGCGUAUGACAACGAGACAAAAUUACUUAAUCUAGUUGAUCGAACUGUUAAAUCGAAAAAAUCAAUAGAAUACAGUGAAAGCAUUAAAUAUGCAACAUUAAUGGAUCAAAACUGUUUUGUUAUUUUAACAAAAAAUAAUCAGUUGCAUUUUCAUGAUCUCUAG
This is a messenger RNA of Adineta steineri, 873 nucleotides long. NCBI's taxonomy places the organism in Eukaryota, Metazoa, Rotifera, Eurotatoria, Adinetida, Adinetidae. The record is from the annotation of a GenBank genome assembly.